AGAUGCAGAGCACCGACUCCGCCUCCGGCGACGCCGUGAAACCACCGCUGCUGCCACCGUCGUCAAUUCCGCCGCCGCAUCCUCGUCUGCCCCCGGGUUUCCGCUUCCACCCCACAGACGAGGAGCUCGUCGUCCACUAUCUCAAGAAGAAGGCUGCCUCCGCCCCCCUCCCCGUCGCCAUCAUCACCGAGGUUGAUCUCUAUAAGUUCGAUCCCUGGGAGCUCCCAGGAAAGACCAGUUUUGGGGAGCAAGAUUGGUACUUCUUUAGCCCUAGGGACCGGAAGUAUCCCAACGGCGGGCGGCCGAACCAGGCGGCGACGUCCGGAUACUGGAAGGCCACCGGCACCGACAAACCGAUACUGACCUCGGACCGGAGCCAGGUCAAGGUUGGCGUCAAGAAGGCCCUCGUCUUCUACCGCGGCAAGCCGCCGAAGGGCGUCAAGACCAACUGGAUCAUGCACGAGUACCGUCUCGUCGACGACCACUACCGCCACAGGAGCAGCGGACCUCCCCAUGUCGCCAACAAGAAGAGGGGCGGAUCGCUCCGGGUAGAACCCCUGGAUGAUUGGGUUUUGUGCCGCAUCUACAAGAAGAGCAACACCGGCGGCAUCGGCGAUAGGCCCUCUUCUAAGGACGGCGGCGCGGGUGCCGCGUCGGGCGGGCAGAUGGAAGAGCUCCGACCGGCGCCGACUAACUACAACGCCCUGAUGGCGAACGACGAGACUUUCUUCGAGGGGCUUCUCGCCGCCGAGGUCGGCCUGGCCGCCAACCCGAUCACCCACCUCGCCGCCGCGCCGCGAACCAAGCUCAACCUCACCUUCCCCUUGCGGCACCCCUUUUUCUCCCCCCCACUGGAACACCGCCUCCCCCGUCAUCCCCGCCGCCGCCGAUGACGGCAGCAACGACGACGACAACAACUCCAGCAGCAGUUGCAGCAAUGGAAGUGCUGCUGCAAACGACGAUUCCGAGCUCAAAAACCGGAUGUUUCUCGACCAGAUUCACCACGGCACAGCGUACCAAAACCCGAUCAUUCAUGGCGCUUCCAUCUUCCACCUGCAUCCAUACCAGCUCCCCAGAUUAAACUGGAGCUCCUAAUCGUUCACCACAAUCAUCCUCGACCAAUUCCAGGCAUCUCAAAAUAGUGCACAUAAUCAAAGUCCAAUUGUUCCAGUCCAUGAACAGAGUGAUCACCAGUGCCAAAGAACAGAACAGAACAAAAAAAUAGUUGCAUUCUUCAA
This is a messenger RNA of Zingiber officinale, 1238 nucleotides long. Its product is annotated as NAC transcription factor NAM-B2-like. Gene Ontology annotation, molecular function: DNA binding. The transcript has 3 exons. The coding region runs from base 3 to 893 and encodes 296 amino acids. NCBI's taxonomy places the organism in Eukaryota, Viridiplantae, Streptophyta, Magnoliopsida, Zingiberales, Zingiberaceae. The record is from RefSeq and is a predicted model, not a curated record. Gene Ontology annotation, biological process: system development; regulation of DNA-templated transcription.